UUCUUUGCCAAACCCAUGCGUUCCAAGGGAUACGUGACCAUGUUAGACCCCUUUCAGCAGAUCUAUGGAAAGCGCAUGGGAGGGCUCCUGUUCAUUCCCGCACUGAUGGGGGAAAUGUUCUGGGCUGCGGCCAUUUUCUCUGCCUUAGGAGCCACUAUCAGCGUGAUCAUUAGCACCGAUGUGCGCGUGUCCGUCAUCGUCUCCGCCCUUAUCGCCACGCUGUACACCCUGGUGGGCGGGCUCUACUCCGUGGCCUACACAGAUGUCGUUCAGCUCUUCUGCAUUUUCGUGGGACUGUGGGUCAGCGUCCCCUUCGCGCUGUCACAUGCUGCAGUUGCUGACAUCGGGUUCACGGCCGUGCACACCAAGUACCAGAAGCCCUGGCUGGGGACCAUUGAACCGUUUGAAGUCUACACGUGGCUCGAUAGCUUUCUGUUGUUGAUGCUGGGUGGAAUCCCGUGGCAAGCCUACUUCCAGAGGGUCCUGUCUUCAUCCUCAGCCACCUACGCUCAAGUGCUGUCCUUCCUGGCAGCUUUCGGGUGCAUAGUGAUGGCUCUGCCAGCCAUACUCAUUGGAGCCAUUGGCGCAUCAACAGACUGGAGCCAGACUGGAUACGGGCCUCUCGACCCCAAGGACAACCAACAGGCAGACAUGAUCUUGCCGAUUGUCCUGAAGUAUCUCUGCCCUGUGUACGUUUCUUACUUUGGUCUUGGAGCCGUUUCUGCUGCUGUCAUGUCAUCGGCAGAUUCUUCCAUCUUGUCAGCAAGUUCGAUGUUUGCUCGCAACAUCUACCAGCUUUCCUUCAGACAAAAUGCUUCCGACAAGGAGCUCGUCUGGGUCAUGCGCAUCACGGUGUUCGUGUUCGGAGCUGCUGCAAUGACCAUGGCCUUGCUGACGAAGACGGUGUACGGGCUCUGGUACCUCAGCUCAGACCUCGUAUACAUCAUCAUCUUCCCGCAGCUGCUCUGCGUGCUCUUCAUCAAGGGGACCAACACGUAUGGGGCCGUGGCAGGUUACAUUUCUGGCCUUUUCCUGAGAGUGACCGGCGGGGAGCCGUACCUGAACCUGCAGCCCUUGAUCUUUUACCCUGGUUAUUACAUUGAUAAAAGUGGCAUAUAUAAUCAGAGAUUCCCAUUUAAAACCCUUGCCAUGGUGACCUCAUUCUUAUCCAACAUUUGCAUCUCUUAUUUAGCCAAAUACCUAUUUGAAAGUGGAACCUUGCCACCAAAAUUAGAUGUAUUUGAUGCUGUCGUUGCAAGGCACAGUGAAGAAAACAUGGAUAGGACAAUUCUGGUCAGAAAUGAAAAUAUUAAGCUAGAUGAACUUGCACCUGUGAAGCCUCGGCAGAGCAUAACUCUCAGCUCGACUUUCACCAAUCAGGAGGCCCUCCUCAACAUGGAUUCCAGUCCAGAGGGGUCUGGGACUGAAGAUAAUUUACAAUAA
Molecule: messenger RNA, 1443 nt
Organism: Balaenoptera acutorostrata (minke whale)
Lineage: Eukaryota; Metazoa; Chordata; Mammalia; Artiodactyla; Balaenopteridae
Gene: SLC5A7
Product: solute carrier family 5 member 7
Exons: 6
Coding region: 16-1443 (475 amino acids)
Biological process (GO): acetylcholine biosynthetic process; neuromuscular synaptic transmission; choline transport
Cellular component (GO): plasma membrane; axon; synapse
Molecular function (GO): choline:sodium symporter activity
Source: RefSeq, a predicted model, not a curated record